UGUAACUAAUUGUCCAUGGGAUUUCUCAUUAAUUUCGCGAUACUCUUUGCCUUUACUGUCCACAGAACUGCCGUGGUGACUGACUCCCAUGCUGUCCCUUCCUUUGUUCUUUCCCAGAUCGCAGCACUGGAGCGGCAGAUCUUUGAUUUCCUGGGCUAUCAGUGGGCGCCCAUCCUGGCCAAUUUUUUACACAUCAUGGCUGUCAUCCUGGGCAUCUUCGGGACCAUCCAGUACAGAUCCAAAUACCUCAUCAUGUACGCGGUGUGGCUGGUGCUGUGGGUCGGCUGGAACGCCUUCAUCAUCUGCUUCUACCUGGAGGUCGGGCACUUGUCGCAGGACCGAGACUUCAUCAUGACCUUCAAUACCUCCCUGCACCGCUCGUGGUGGAUGGAGAACGGGCCGGGCUGCCUGGUGACGCCGGUGCUCAACUCCCGGCUGGCGCUCGAGGAUCACCACGUCAUCACAGUCAGCGGCUGCCUGCUGGACUACCAAUACAUCGAGGUGCUCAGCAGUGCUGCACAGAUCUUCCUGGCGCUCUUUGGCUUCGUCUACGCCUGCUAUGUCAGCAAAGUGUUUCUGGAGGAAGAAGACAGCUUUGACUUCAUCGGUGGGUUUGACUCCUAUGGUUACCAGGCGCCGCAGAAGACGUCGCAUCUACAGCUACAGCCACUGUACACGUCUGGGUAACUCCGUGCCCUGAAUCCACCCUGGCCAGCGUGGGACUGGACCCUCGGAGCCCCCUGUCCCCAACUCGAUGCCAUUGCCACUUCUGGGGGACGGGGACAGCACCAAGUCGCCUCCUCCGUUCUCCUCUUGCACCCCAAAAAUGAAGCUGAGUUGGGCAUGGUCACAUCCAAGGGCUCCAUCAUCUGGUUGGCUCCCAGCGCAAGGCUACCAUGGCCAGGACAUCCCCAGUUCACCUGCAAAAGACCCAAGGAAACUCUCAGUGCUGUGCUCGAGCCCCAGGAUGGGCCAGCACGGUGGGGAUGCAGCGAAGACAUGGGGACGCAGCAGGACGUGGGGACGUGGUGGGGAUGUGGGCUCUGUCACUGGACACUUUUCUUCUGUUUCUCAGACCUGGUUUUUAAUUUGAGCAGCGUGUCCUCUUCCUGUGAGCUGGGCGGAAUGAAGCGCAGAGGGAACUUGGGACAAAACCCAGCCUGUUUGGAGCCGCUCAGGCCUGCAGGGGAUAACUGCAGCUUGUGGGGUUCACACAUCCAUGGCAUCAUUGGAGAACAUCCUAAAGUGCUAGAUUUGGAGUCGGGAUGACACAAAGAAGGAGUUUUGUUCCUAAAAAGCCCCCGCUGUCUUACCAGGGGACUGGAGCUUGGCUGCUUGUUGUCCCCACACCCCAGGACCAGCACCCCACAGCCACUCCACAUUUUGGGGUUCCAUCCCCACCGUCGGAACUCUUCAAUUUGGCAAUACUGACGCUGCUCUCAACACAGCCCUUUCAGGCUGUUUUAAUGAGUAUAAUGAAUGUUUUAGGUUGGUUUUUAUUUUAUUCUAUUCUAUUUUAAUUUGAAGUGCCUGAGUACACUUUUGUUGAGCAUCACCCCCACUCCUCACACCUUCUUCCUCUUCCUCCUCCUCCCAAGGCCGUGUUGUGCCUUCAGCGAAGGCUGGCAGUGCCCACUGCCUCCCUUGGGCUUCUGGGGGUAAAUCCAUUCUUUCUGGCACUGCCCCAAAUGGGGGCAUUCAUUUUGGCAGCAAAAAAAUGGUGAGUGAUGAGUUGGGAGACGGGAAUGGUUUUGGUGGGAGGCAAGGUGUGAGCUCCUGGGGUGUGUUUGCAAAUGAUAUCCAUUGAAAAUGCAGAGUUGGGAAUACAAAGUGUUGGAACUACCUGCAAACAAACUUCACUUCAAGAAGCCGUUGUGGGUCACCGAUGUACUCUGGGUUCAUUCUCCUUUUUCCCAGCCUGCCGCAUGGAGGUGAGUUGGGGUCAGCCCCAGACCUCCUAUGAUUUGUCCCCAGGUGUCCCUGUUCCCUGGACACCUCUGGUUACGAAUGGAGGCUGCUCCAGUCUGCCUCCCCAGGGCUGCUCCUCCAGGAUGGGCUCUUCCAGCAACCCAAGAGCAGAUUUUCCCUUCCCUCCAAGUGCCAAAGGAUGGAGCCCAACGGGAAAUGCUGCCCAAUCCCAUAUCCUCGGGUGGCUACAUCCCUCCACCACCACCACCAACUCACCCCAGCCUGAGCGGGAGCUUUGCAGGCAAUAAUUCUGUGCCCAUUUCCCCCCAUCUCUGAGAAAUAAAGUGAUUUCCAGGCAGCAGAGGCCGCCUCCAGCAUCGACCCCAUCCACCUGUCCCCAGAACCACGUCCCAGUGCUGGUGACCCUGGGGGACAGCAGAGGGGCAGAGGGCACGGUCCCGCUGUCGCCGGUGCUCUGUGAUCUUUUUUCUGUUGGCUUGUUUUUUUAUAAGACCGUCUUUGUAACGUGAACCGAGGAUUUCUUUUCUAUUCUGUAAUUAUAAAAGUGGAAGGAGUUUUCACCCGAUGCCUGCUCUGGUUUUGUGUAUUUCCAUUCUUUGUGUGGUGGAAUCAAUUAAAAAGUUGUGGUUUUUCACUUUUUUUUUU
Molecule: messenger RNA, 2574 nt
Organism: Meleagris gallopavo (turkey)
Lineage: Eukaryota; Metazoa; Chordata; Aves; Galliformes; Phasianidae
Gene: NKAIN1
Product: sodium/potassium transporting ATPase interacting 1
Biological process (GO): regulation of sodium ion transport
Source: RefSeq, a predicted model, not a curated record